AUGGCAGCCCAGAACCGCGAGUUCGUUUUCGACAAAUCACAACUCCCGUGCGUCUUUGACCAGGACUAUGACCGCGAAUUAUCUCUCAGAGCGCAGUUUGUACUCCUGAACGUAGGUCAACCCCUCCCCAUCGUCGUGCUCCCGCGACUGAGCCGCCCGCCAAAGCACCGGAAGCAAGCACAUGACGAUGAGCUGACCGAGACAAUCUAUAUGAUCAGGGAUGAGCUCAAAUAUCUGAACGAGACCGGCAGGCUCGAUACGAACUGCCGUGCCCCUUGUCAGCUGGGACUCGCCAAAAGACUUGGGAAAAGAUGGGCUUUCUUGCACAUUGGCACCUUUGCCCCCUAUCCUCCCAACUUCAGCUUCCAUCAUCAGGUGGCACCUGGCGCCGUCCUCGGUCCCAAGACCCAGGAGGAUCAUGUAUCCAUUGCCGCCACUGAGAUCCAGGAACUGACAAGGUUGAUCACUCAAGAUCGCUACAAGUGGUUCCUUGAGUGUGAGAAGGCGAUUCGCGACAGGAUUAAGCUCGUCGAGACGCGCAUCAGCGAGCUGGAGCUAGGCAUGACCCGUCAGCACAACGCCGUGUCGAAGGAGUUUGAGGCCUGGGCUGAAAACAUUGGGGAUAAUGCCUUUGUGAUCGAUGAUUCCUUUCAGAGGAUCCAAGACAACGACACUGACUUCUGCGGCUGGCAUGUCUGGUUCAGACUUGAGAGACAGCUGUUGGAGGCUGAGCAAUCUCUAGAGCUUGAGAGACACGCCCAGGAGUCUUUGUUUUGUGACAUUCUAGCGGCCAUGACAAACGGGCUAAUCCUGAAGGGUAACCGUGUUCGGGCUGAGCACGGAAAACGAACAGGUUUCCUUAUUAGACUUAGCUUGCUCCUACAGACGGCCACGACCCUUGCAUCUCAACUCGGUGACCUGAUGAUCGUCAAGGACAUGGCCUAG
Molecule: messenger RNA, 945 nt
Organism: Fusarium vanettenii 77-13-4
Lineage: Eukaryota; Fungi; Ascomycota; Sordariomycetes; Hypocreales; Nectriaceae
Exons: 2
Coding region: 1-945 (314 amino acids)
Source: RefSeq, a predicted model, not a curated record